Messenger RNA from Ochotona princeps (American pika), 2190 nucleotides. It is a transcript of the gene CDIP1, whose product is annotated as cell death inducing p53 target 1. The record is from RefSeq and is a predicted model, not a curated record. Gene Ontology annotation, molecular function: zinc ion binding. The transcript is spliced from 7 exons. The coding region runs from base 350 to 976 and encodes 208 amino acids. Gene Ontology annotation, biological process: intrinsic apoptotic signaling pathway in response to DNA damage by p53 class mediator; tumor necrosis factor-mediated signaling pathway. Lineage: Eukaryota; Metazoa; Chordata; Mammalia; Lagomorpha; Ochotonidae.
CGCGGGCCUCGGCGCUGCCCCAAAGCCUACCCGGCUCCUUGGGGCAGUCGCUGCUGAGGCGGCCGCUCCCGGUGCGGUGGCCAGCGCCGUGGGGCCGCGGAAGACGGUGUCAGGUGAGAUGUUCCUGCCCUUGGAGCCCAGGCCCCUCUACAUCAGACCCUCCCCCGGGGAUCCCAGUUGAAAGGGCAGAUUCCUGGGACUCACCCCCAGAGAGUCGUGGCCCAGGGACUUGCCGUUAAUAAGCUCUCCAGAUCCUGCCUGUCUCCAGUGUGUCCAGGUCAGCUGUAAGGAGCCUCACCUGCCUCUUCACCAGAUACGGGAAAUCUGAGGUCCCAAAGACACAGUGAAGAUGUCUAAUGAACCACCCCCUCCUUACCCUGGGGGUCCCACAGCCCCCCUUCUGGAGGAGAAAAGUGGAGCACCCCCCACCCCAGGCCGUACCUCCCCAGCUGUGGUGCAGCCCCCACAAGGCAUGCCGCUGCCUCCUGCAGACAUCGGCCCCCCACCCUACGAGCCACCAGGUCACCCCAUGCCCCAGCCGGGCUUUAUUCCUCCCCACAUGAGUGCAGAAGGCACCUACAUGCCUCCAGGUUUCUAUCCUCCUCCAGGACCCCAUCCACCCAUGGGCUACUACCCCCCAGGGCCCUACCCGCCAGGGCCCUACCCUGGCCCUGGGGGUCACACAGCUACAGUGCUGGUCCCUUCGGGAGCUGCCACUACAGUCACAGUGCUACAGGGAGAGAUCUUUGAAGGCGCACCUGUGCAGACCGUAUGUCCUCACUGCCAGCAGGCCAUCACCACCAAGAUCUCCUACGAGAUUGGCCUGAUGAACUUCGUGUUGGGUUUCUUCUGCUGCUUCAUGGGGUGUGACCUGGGCUGCUGCUUAAUUCCCUGCCUCAUCAACGACUUCAAGGAUGUGACUCACACAUGCCCCAGCUGCAAAGCCUACAUCUACACAUACAAACGCCUGUGCUAACGGGCAGGGACUCAGUUUCCCCACCUGUCAGUCUAGUCCCCUGUGCUUUGCUCCCUGUGCUCAUGUGGUGGCUUUCCCACUCCCCCUGGAGUUGGAAGCUAUGCCACUGUCCCCUGGAAGUCUUGUCCUCUUAGCCUUGCUGUGCCCCGAGCAUCUGAAGCUCUUCCAGCAAAACUUCUGUUGGAUUUAAGGCCAAAGGUCAGUGGGUGACAGGGGAUGGCACCAAGCUUGUGCUGCUGGGUUGCUUGGUGGCAUGAUCAGGAAGAUAAGCCUGGAAGGGUCUCCAACUGGGGUCUUUGUACUAUAUUUCCAUCCAAGGUACAGGUUCAGUCUGGACUAUCCUUAGGACCAAAAGCAGUCAGAGCAGCCACUGGUCCCUAGGCUAGGCCUGCAGUGGGCCUAGGCCUGGAGCCACAAUGGUUUUUGACCUGUUUGGCAAAAAUGAGGUGGCCAUCUGGGGUCGGGGAGAAUGGACUCAAGCAGGACAGGGUCAUGAGGCCUGGUCUCGUUUGAGGUUCUUUGUGCCUCUAGGGUGAAAGGGGUAGGGUAUGAUGGUCAGAAAUGGUGACUGCCAACUCUGGUCUUCAGAACUCUCAGGUAUCAAAUCACAGGACCUCUAAUAGCCUGUGCAUGUGCCCAAGAGCCACCUGGUGUAGAGGAGAGGAUACUAGGUGACAGGUCCUGGGUAACCAACAGGGACUUGCCUCACGCCCCUCGUUGCUCUCUCCUGGUCAGUGUGCAGAUCCCCUUUCUGGCCACAUCUCUGUGAAUUGUUGUAUUUUCCAAGGCCAGAAGGAAUGCCCAUGAGCCUAACCCAUUGUUUCCUAGCUGCACAUGGGUUCAGCCUCUGCUUGGAAGAAGGGGCUUUCUCAGGGUAGGGGGUUCUGUGGGGCCCUUUUGUGUUUUCUUCUCAGUAAGUUCCAGGCCCUCUGGCGCAGCUGGCUCACUGAGGCACUAGGCUGAGGACAGGUUGGGAAGGAGGAAGGAGCAGCCACAAGUGGUAGGAAUGCCCUGGCAGAUGCCACCCCUGCCUGGGCCUGAGCACAACCUUUCUUUCUUGAGUGGUUUGUUCAUGAACUUGCUCCCAUGGAUGCUGUAACCCUGCUGCUGUCCCUCUCCUGGUCUCGCACUGCCACUGCAUGGCCUCCUGUCACUGUGAAUUGUGGCCCGUCUCAGUUUGUAGUUUCUCAUUAAAUUGGCUCUUCGCUCCCCUG